AUGACUAUAGACAAUUACUUUCAGCUCACGUUUGAGUUGGUUACGGAAUACAUUGGCCAAAUAUACCCAGAAUCAAACCACUACAAGGUUGUGGGCACAACCAAUGAGAAUAAACUAAAGCAAGUUGAAUUGUACCACUACGAUGAGAAAUUUCUCAUUUUGAGCUUUACCGCAAUCAGCGAUGUCCAGUCGUUGGUAAAUUUACUCAACCUUGAUGGAAGAUUGGAUAACGCAUUGAUCAAUUGGGAAUGGUUUGAUUUGGACACUAUUGAAUUUCCCAUUGCAGGUACUAGUCAAUUGCCCAGAGAAUUGGUUGAGAAAUUCCAAAAAAAAUUUAGAGGCGUUGUCGAUAAUGAAAAAGUCAGUUCAAUAUUCCCAAGCAGUACUCAAAGUGAAAAGGAGCAUCAACAGCAACAGCAGCAACAGCAGCAACAACAACAACACGUUCAAAAAGAUGAUUUGAAACAAGGACAGCAAGAACAAUCACAGCCAAUUGUCGAAGAACACACUGAUACAGAAAGUAACUAUGCGAAGUCACCUACUCCAGAAGAACCUUAUCAUCCAACAAACCCGGUAUUCACCGGUGGUAAUCCUUCUGCCUCAGCACCACAAUCUUCCCAGCCUCGGGUACAAAAUGCUGCAUUCAAAAGACCAUCGGAUAUGCCCGAUUUUGAAGAUGAAUAUCAAAUAAGAGACCCGGGUCAACCAACUCAUGACACAUUAGGACAAUCCUCGCAUCUACCCCCUAUAGGUUCCGAUGACUUGAACCCACCUGGAUUGCCAAAAGAUCCAACUUUGAAAGGGUACUUGGAUCCUUUGCAAGGCAGCUCACAAGGACCAUUAGGAAGCGGAGGAAUGCACCCAGAUGCAAAUCACCCAAUUUUCCACCCGGGGCAAGGUGGUGAAAGCAGAGGAAUAGGCAGCGGCACAAGCGGGUAUAGCGGGUAUAGCGGGAGAAAAGGUGUCCCACCCGGUGCCAGAUUUGAUGACCCAUACUCUGAAGAGAAUUUAGAUGCAUUGGGACAAGGUUUACCAGAUGGUGGAUUGCGUGGUCCUGGUGGUCCUGGAUUUGGAGGCAAUUUCGGUAACUUUGGUAAUUUCGGACCUCCUGGUGGUGGGUUUUAA
Messenger RNA from Lodderomyces elongisporus, 1125 nucleotides. RefSeq lists its product as uncharacterized. The transcript has a single exon. NCBI's taxonomy places the organism in Eukaryota, Fungi, Ascomycota, Pichiomycetes, Serinales, Debaryomycetaceae. Bases 1 to 1125 code for a protein of 374 amino acids. The record is from RefSeq and is a predicted model, not a curated record.